Phytophthora infestans T30-4 is the source of this 717-nucleotide messenger RNA. Its product is annotated as Major Facilitator Superfamily (MFS). NCBI's taxonomy places the organism in Eukaryota, Oomycota, Peronosporomycetes, Peronosporales, Peronosporaceae. The transcript has 5 exons. Bases 1 to 717 code for a protein of 238 amino acids. The record is from RefSeq and is a predicted model, not a curated record. Gene Ontology annotation, molecular function: transmembrane transporter activity. Gene Ontology annotation, biological process: transmembrane transport.
AUGGCCCGGUAUAACGUCGCUGCCGGCAACGUUUCAUCGGUGCGCAAUCAACUUGGCUUCUCCUCUGUCUACAUGGGCUGGGUUCUCUCUGCAGGGUCUUGGGCGUACGCCGUCAGCUCUCCUUUCACGGGGCAAAUUACCGAUUAUAUUGGCGGAAGAAAGGGCAUGAUCCUUUCGUGUGUCGGAGCAGCACUCUGCAAUCUAGCACUCGGAGUCAUCUUUCUCAGCAACGGGUCGCAUGUUGUGAGGCAAAUCUUCUUCAUUGUUUUCUACGCGGCGAACUUCCUCAUGCAGGGCUUCGGUACGAGCGCUGUGGUAAAGAUCAACGCGGCUUGGUACCUGGCAAGUGAACGAGGAGUGUUUGCUGGUGUUUUCAAUACAAUGUUGACGAGCGGAUACUACUUGUCACUGGGCACCGGCAGCAGCAUUAUCGAGUCUUUGGGCUGGGCCUACGUCUUCAUUAUUUCGGGUGGUGCUCUGCUCGUGAUAACUACAUUUCUUGGAUACCUUGCCGCGUUAUUUUUCCUCUGCUGGACUCGUGACGGCUUUCUCAACUGGUUCCUCUCCUUCUUCGACGAUGUGCGUUCGACGCCGUUAACAUCGAGUGACACGGCUAUCAUUGGAGGCGCCUGGACUAUUGGAGGGUUCGUCGGAGGCAUCCUUUGCGGCUGGAUCAGUGAUGCUGCUGUCGUACUCGGGGCAACUACACGCUGCUGA